UUCGCCUUGACAGGCAAACAUGAGUAAAAAAACUUGUCUUUUCUACAGUCAAAGGGAUGGGGGGAGUCGGUAUAUAUUUUUAUACACAACAGGUGUCCUGGUGAAACUGGUUUUUAUGACUGACUGAAUGGCUGGAAAUCAUCACCUGACCCUCAAGUUCUACAGCUGAAUUGGCAAGUAUUGAGAGAAAGACAGCCCACACUCACUUAUUCCCUGGGUCCAAUGAGAGUAGCCUAUCAGGCUAUGAAUAUAUACCAGGGAGAGGAUUGUGACCCAGCCCAGUGUUGGUGAGGGGUCCGGAUGUCUGCCCGUGGGGCAGUUCCCUAAGUCUUUGGGGUUGGGUGUGGGUUGGGUUACACCUCCCACCCUUCCCCUCUAUCACACCCUCCACAUCCCCCUCUUUUUUCCUCCACCUCUCUCUCUCUCUCUCUCUCUCUCUCUGCCCCCUUUCUGGGCUGCACACACACACACAGUCCCAUAGACACAAACACACGGUCUCACACACACACACAUACACACACACACACACAGACGUUCCUGCUCUCAGGAACGGCAGUCCCGUGCGCUCAGAGGCCAGGAGAAGUUCCUGUUCGGAGAGUGAAGAGGAGGACAGGAGUGGAGUGGAGUGGAGCGCAGUGCGUGUCUGGGAGUUUUGCAAGGCUUUUUUCUCAGACGAAAGGGGAGAGAGGAGCUAGGAGCCAUGGCUAGGCACCUCACCGUCCUCAAGAGCAUCGUCCUGUUGCAGUCGCUCUGCCUGGCUCUGGCACAAGUGAGCGGUCCUCCAGGAUCACAGGGACCUCCAGGUCCACCCGGCCCCUCUGGAACCCCCGGCGCCGACGGAAUUGAUGGUGAUAAAGGACCUCCUGGGCCUUCGGGACAGACUGGCCAGAAGGGAGAACCAGGGGAACCAGGGCCCGAUGGGACUCCAGGAGAGAACGGCAUCGAUGGUUUGAUUGGAGCCAAGGGAGACAGGGGUGCGGUUGGUAGCCCUGGACCAAAGGGUCUGCCAGGCCCAACCGGACCACAGGGACCAACAGGUCCUGGACUUCCCGGACUAUCAGGAGCACCAGGUCCCAUUGGACUUCCUGGUGAGUUGGGCAAGGCUGGACCCAAGGGAAUGAUGGGACCUUCUGGAGCUCCAGGCCUGCCAGGAGCCGCAGGCAAACCAGGUCCUCCAGGAAAGUUCCUGGGCGGAGGAGAGGAGGGGAGUGCUGACUUCCAGUGUCCCACCAACUGCCCGUCUGGGCCAAAGGGGCCCCAAGGACUACAGGGAGUGAAGGGACACAAAGGUCGUGCUGGUAUUCUGGGUGACCCAGGAAGCAUCGGAAAGUCAGGUCCUUCAGGAGAACUGGGCAUCUCUGGAGAGCAAGGCAUCCCAGGCCCUCCAGGUCCUCAGGGUAUCAGAGGGUACCCCGGCAUAAUGGGACCCAAAGGGGAGAUGGGUCCUCGUGGUUAUAAGGGCCUCAAUGGUCCCAUUGGCAUCCCUGGCAUUCCCGGUGAGGAGGGGCCUCAGGGACCUCCUGGUGAACCUGGUGACAAAGGGGAUUUGGGUGGAGUUGGCAUCAAAGGACCCCAGGGUGCUGUUGGGAAGAAGGGAGAAAAUGGUCUGCCAGGAAUUGAUGGCAAAGACGGCACACCCGGAAUUCCUGGCAUAAAGGGUGCCCCAGGACAGGCUGGUAGACCAGGUGCCUCAGGACCCCAAGGGACAGCUGGUUUGCCAGGUGGCCCCGGAACUAAAGGUGGACUCGGAGACAAGGGCGAGACAGGACCCAGAGGUGCUGUCGGGAUGUCUGGAGUACCAGGCCCUCAGGGAGAGCCUGGUCCCCCAGGUGAGGCUGGCAUGGAGGGCGUCCCAGGACCCAAGGGUGACAGAGGCGAGAGAGGACCAGUAGGACCCCAGGGUGUCGUGGGCAAGCCCGGAAACAAGGGACAGCGCGGACCCAUGGGAAUACCAGGAGCACAGGGCCUUUCUGGAACUAAAGGGGACAAGGGAUUCCAAGGCCGAGUUGGAGCUAAAGGAGACUUUGGUGACCCCGGUGUGGAGGGAUUGGAAGGGGAGACAGGAGACAAGGGGAUCUCUGGUGAGCCCGGGCCCAAAGGACAGCAAGGAGUGAGGGGUGACACGGGCCACAACGGACCCACCGGAGAUUCAGGCAAGCCAGGAGACCCAGGACCCCCAGGCCUCCCCGGCCCCAGAGGCCUCAACGGAGAGAGGGGUGUCCCCGGCAUGCCUGGCAUCCAAGGAUCUUCGGGUCGUGAUGCAUCUGACCAGCACAUCAUUGAGGUUGUCCUGAAAAUGCUGCAAGAGAGGCUAGCGGCGGUAGCAGUGAGCGCUAAGAGGGCCGUGUUGGGCGGAGCCGGCGUGAUGGGACCUCCAGGGCCUCCUGGACCUCCGGGGUCACCGGGGCCUCAAGGGCCACAUGGACCAGUUGGAGCUCGCGGAAUCCCCGGAAUUUUUGGGGCUCCUGGCCAGAUUGGAAACACUGGUCUUAAAGGAAAGCGAGGAGGUAAAGGAAACAGAGGAGACCCAGGCCGCCCACAUCCCGGCCAGCCUGGCAUACCCGGUCUCCCAGGUCUUCCAGGUCUUGACGGGGUUGCCAGAGAUGGUAAGCAUGGUGAGAGAGGCCCCCAUGGCUCCGCUGGAGACGCUGGUCACCCAGGUAAGGCUGGCCCGUCGGGUCUCCCCGGGUUCUGUGAAGCGGCCGCCUGCCUGGCUGCCUCCGCCUACACCUCACCCCGGCUCAUGGAGGCCGGAAGGAUCAAGGGGCCAUCCAAGUAACAUCUCGAGGGAACGAGGGAGAAGGAGAGAAAGAGAAAGAGAGAGAGAGAAAGAGGCACUCAUACACUCCUUCCCUCCUCUAAACACCAGCGUGAGGGGUAGAGGGGGCAAACCAGCCUGACUGACAUUUGCAGACAUCUAUCAUUGUGACAUCACCGGUGGCCGAUCCACCAUUGGCUGUUGGCAGUGUCACUCAUUUUGGAAUACUCCCGCCGCCACCACCACCCGACAGUGAGGUUCUAGCAGUGUCAGCCGUGACAUCAUCAUCAUCUUGUUGACAUCACCAAACCAGUAGCCCUGGACUGGAGAGCUGAAAGACUCAAGUCCAAGAAAAAAUAAAUACUAAAUAAACAGAGGAGCUUUUCUUUUAUAUUGUGGUCACUUUAAAUGUUUUGAGUUUUACUGCUCAUUAUUUCCAAGCAUUGUUUGUUUUUAAACAGGGCAAGUUCGAGCACACUACCCCCCUAACACAAACAUACCCCCUCAUCUGUGAAUGUUCACACAAGUAGUAGUAUAACAUGCAAGGCCAUAUCCAUACCCUUAAGUCUCAUUAAGGUUAUUGUUAAGGAUUCAAUUUUAUUCCAGACUAUAAAUUUGACUGUGUACAGUAUCCCCCUUAGACUUCUAAGAGACGGAUUACCUUAAUGUCCUCUAGUUGCCCGGCAACAGGUUUCUUGACAACAGUCUAAUCAGUGAUUUUUAGUGCUAUGUAAAUCUUUGUAAAUGUGUGUUAAUUUUAUAUGUAAGGGUGGGUUUUCGUGUUUUCGUUAGACCUGAACAGAGAGCCUUGGUUAAUGAAUGUAAUCAGCGUUUUUGAGUUGAAGUCGACCAAACUCACUCUGCUUCAGCAUCAAGGUUUCAUUUCCCAGUCAACUCAUCUAUGCCACUGUCAAGUCCCGAUGCAAAUGACAACCUUUUCCCCCUACCAAUAAAAGUGCAGAGAACUGAUUAUUUUCAUUAAACAACGAAAGCUAUUUAUUGUUCUUUCCUUGGAUCAUCUGUAAACGAGAAAAGUUCUCUUUCUUCUUCGCACCUGGCUGUUCAGGUCAACCUAAAUCAAUAAAGAGGAACGUUUUGUAAAA
Clupea harengus (Atlantic herring) is the source of this 3861-nucleotide messenger RNA. RefSeq names its product collagen type IX alpha 2 chain (gene col9a2). NCBI's taxonomy places the organism in Eukaryota, Metazoa, Chordata, Actinopteri, Clupeiformes, Clupeidae. Gene Ontology annotation, molecular function: extracellular matrix structural constituent conferring tensile strength. Gene Ontology annotation, biological process: extracellular matrix organization. The record is from RefSeq and is a predicted model, not a curated record.